CUAGGCCGAGCGAUCAGUUGACUAUUCCCGCUCACUAGGAUCGGUCGCGUGCGGUCAAGUGGUGCAAUCGCGUUACGGGUUGAGCUGUGUCCCGUGAAAGCUUCCGAGCGCUGAACGAGCUUCCGGAUCGGUUUACGGCAGGUGUGUGCGUGUUCACUGAUUGAGCUUUCGGUGAUUGUCAUCCCCAUUCAUUCUGUGGUGGACCGGUAAACACAAGGGGGGGGAGGUGAUUAGGCUGAUACAGCUUUGAUCGUCACUUGUUAACAGAACGUGUAUAAGCUUGAGUUUGCUGGUAGCUGUUUUACAAUUGUGCCGACCUGUUUGAGAGGUGUUUGUGUUUGGAUAAGUGCGCAGAUUGGUGUUGCAAGUGCAUUCGACAGUGAAGUGUCAUCAUGCGAUUAAGUGAGCCAAAACAAGUGGCUACCAAAGGUAGUCAGACCGUCGGAUAUUUGGGUGAAAGUGCGAAAGGCGAUGUGAUACAGAAAAUUCCUCGGGCCGUCUGGCUGUCCUCCAGUCUGCUGAUAGUGGUGCUUUUCUUAAGUUCAAUCAUGCUGAUGGUAACGGUAAGAUCAUCUCCGCAUAGUCAGUAUGCUGCUCCUCAUGACCAGGCGACUCAAUCUACACCGGAGGUUCACCCGCUGGUGAGGACCCGACAAACCACGACCACUACGAAGAACACCAGCGAUGAGGUAGUACGAACGAGAAUACAGGAAGUAUUCAAGCGACCAGGUUACAACAACCCUGACCCGGACCCGGAGGAUUAUGCUGAUGAAACAGUAUCCGAUGUUGCAACCAGAUCUGACAGCCCGGGUAGGAAUCGAAGGCUGCGACCAAUCGGUAAGGACUUUGAUCCGGGUCAGUCAAUGGUGAUAAAGCAUCCAAAUGGAACGAUUUCAUAUGUGUUUCCCGAGUCCAUCUCCCCAGCACUGACCACCCGGACGGAGAAGCCAAACAAUGACGUGACGUACCGAAGUAGGCGUUGUUUAAACACACCAUGCACUUCCAUCGCCGAUGACAACAAGAUUAUAUUCCCCGACGAUGCUCCACCAGGCUAUCCGACGGAGGAGAUCAAUGCGAUCAUCGCAAAAUAUGGCCAACAGUACAACGAAAUAUUCGGCGAGGAGGUACUGACCAAUGACAAACUGUUACCCCGGUUUGAUUUUUCGGACGAAGAAUUUUUGUGCGCCAGUGUUGAAAAGUUGACGUAUCCCAAGUCAGGAACCACUCCGGAGAACACAGUAAAGUUGAUUGCUAACACCGAUAAAUACAUACAGGGGGUGCGAAUUGAGACCUGCAGCACCGUCGGGAAACCGUGUGACCAUUUGGCUUCCGGUAGUUUGUACAAAACCGAGUGUCGACAGCUGUAUCACUACCGAACUCUGCUGUCAGUCGAUACGAAGACGCAAAAUGUGACCAAGGAGCUAUUUAGGCUACCAUCCUGCUGCAAGUGCGUAAGAAUCUCCAACGGAUCGCUGAUACGACAACGACGAAAGGCGGAUGGAUUGUAAAUGCUGUACACUACUGUACACAGAAUCAUUUAGGCUGUUGCUUUUUAAAACCAUAUUUCCAACCAACUGGUCGAAGAUUUAAAAUCUGUUCCGCUUGUGAAGGGUAUUUGCGCUGUAAAGAGAACAUAGAAGGUGAAUACCAAGAUAGGGUGUUUUAAAAGUAACAUUCAUUUACUCAGAGUGUGAUCGAUUGAUUAUAAAGCUAAUUUAGUUGCGAAAAGCCUUCGUAUGUAUAAUUCUACUAAAACAGCAAAUUAUAUAAGCAUAGAUUUUCACAGCAGAAAGCAAUUGGAAAAAUUCAAUAAACAUGUUGUUAUAAGGUU
Messenger RNA from Wyeomyia smithii (pitcher-plant mosquito), 1831 nucleotides. RefSeq lists its product as uncharacterized. Gene Ontology annotation, cellular component: extracellular region. Gene Ontology annotation, biological process: central nervous system formation; innate immune response; regulation of Toll signaling pathway. The coding region runs from base 393 to 1508 and encodes 371 amino acids. The record is from RefSeq and is a predicted model, not a curated record. Gene Ontology annotation, molecular function: Toll binding; growth factor activity. The transcript has 5 exons. Lineage: Eukaryota; Metazoa; Arthropoda; Insecta; Diptera; Culicidae.